Messenger RNA from Saimiri boliviensis boliviensis (Bolivian squirrel monkey), 1946 nucleotides. The record is from RefSeq and is a predicted model, not a curated record. Lineage: Eukaryota; Metazoa; Chordata; Mammalia; Primates; Cebidae.
CACAGCAAAUCAUAAUAGGGUGUUAUAUAUAGAAAUAAGAUCAGUCAUUGCUUUCAAGCCUGCUAAAUUAAACUGAACUCUUGGAAUGGCAUACCAUUUGACCUUUCGAAGGUUCUCCAGCAGUAUUUAACUGGUGCAAAAGGAACACACUUGCAAUUGUCUACUUUUGACAUGACAGAUCCUCCUGUUAGUUCACAAAAUGUUCAGAAGACAGAAGUCCCUCACUUCAGAACGCAAGAAAGAAUUAUUUUCCCAAGGAGCUACACAGUUCAUACUGAGGAAUGAUAUGAGAAAUUUUCACUUUUUGUCAAGACUUGUACUCUCAGCGGGCCCUCUAAAACCAACUCCAGCAGUCAAACAUUCAAAGAAAAUUCACUUUGAGAUUGAAAUACUUGAUGCUCAAACAAAGAAACAGAUAUGUAUUCUGGAUAAGGUGACACAAUCAUCUACUAUUCAUGAUGUUAAGCAAAAGUUACACAAAGCAUGUCCAAAGUGGUACCCUUCCCGAGUUGGUCUGCAGCUAGAAUGUGGCGGGCCUUUUUUGAAGGACCAUAUUACCAUUCAAAGUAUUGCAGCUUCCUCCAUUGUCACACUGUAUGUUACAGACCUAGGUCAACAAGUCAGUUGGACCACAGUAUUUUUGGCUGAAUACACAGGACCUCUGCUAAUAUAUCUCCUCUUUUAUUUGAGAAUCCCAUGUAUAUACGAUGGAAAAGAGAGCGCUAGAAGACUACGCCACCCAGUGGUACACUUGGCUUGCUUCUGUCAUUGUAUACACUACAUCCGAUACCUUUUGGAAACCUUAUUUGUUCACAAGGUUUCUGCAGGACAAACAACUUUGAAAAAUUUGAUAAUGAUUUGUGCCUUUUACUGGGGAUUUACUUCUUGGAUUGCCUAUUACAUUAAUCAUCCACUAUAUACACCACCAUCAUUUGGAAACAGGCAAAUCACAAUAUCUGCUAUCAAUUUUCUGAUGUGUGAAGCUGGAAAUCAUUUCAUCAAUGUAAUGCUGUCUCAUCCCAAUCACAUAGGAAACAAUGCCUGUUUCCCAAGUCCAAAUUAUAACCCCUUCACAUGGAUGUUUUUCCUGGUUUCAUGUCCUAACUACACCUAUGAGAUUGGAUCAUGGAUUAGUUUCACAGUCAUGACACAAACACUGCCAGGUGGUCUCACUGCCUAAGACAUGAAAAGAAAAAGCCUGACAAACUUACACCAUCUUGUUAUCAAUGUUAAUGCUACAGAUUAGUCCUGCAGCAGCCAUGUACACGUUUUCAGCCUUUAAAACCUAACCUUCAUUUAUAAAUGUUAAGAGUUACUAUACCUAAGUACAUAUACAUAUGAAUAUGUAUAUGAGUGUGUGGGUAAAUGUACACACUUUAGGAACUUUAAUAAUACUUUCCAAAUUAAUAUAUAAGAUUUAGAUAAAUAAUAAGUUUGCAUUGGUGACUAAAAAUGUGCAUUUAUCUUAAUAUAAAACAAAUCUGUGUGAUCUCUUAUACUCAUGUUUUUUUGUCACAUAUCUAGGUAACAAUUUUAGCCUAUGGAGUAUUUUGCAGGAACAGCAUUCCAUACUGCAUAGAUUAGUUGUAGGUAUAUCAAUUAUAUUUACAUGUCAGUGUGCUUGGUGCUUUGUGGGGAAAGUAGAUUUAAAAAAGAGAUUUUAAAUAUAAAGUUGAAAUAAAACAUUAAAAAGUUGAAAUCAAAAAUAAAAUAUGACAAUUAUUUACAGUAGAUGUCAUAAUUUGAUCAUAUUCAUAGAAAAAACAUUAAGGAAAACUAUAAAUGAAGAAAAAAUGUACAUACACACUACAUAGAUUAUCAAUAAAAUUGUUACUAUAGUUACUUGUUGAAGUAAUAUGCUGUCCUAAAUAUGUUUCAUUAUACCUAUUUUCACAGAGUCAACACUCUCAUCCUAUAAACAAAAGAUACAUUAUCAAAUUCUAAAA